Apus apus (common swift) is the source of this 16674-nucleotide messenger RNA. It is a transcript of the gene EPPK1, whose product is annotated as epiplakin 1. Gene Ontology annotation, molecular function: keratin filament binding; structural molecule activity. Lineage: Eukaryota; Metazoa; Chordata; Aves; Apodiformes; Apodidae. Gene Ontology annotation, biological process: intermediate filament bundle assembly; wound healing. The record is from RefSeq and is a predicted model, not a curated record. Gene Ontology annotation, cellular component: cytoskeleton; cell junction; keratin filament.
AUGGAGAGCAAGCCAGCAGUGAAUGGCCAAGCUGGCCCCCUCGCUUGCCAGGACAACGUGCCAGGAGCAACCCUCUGGUGCCAGGACGUGGGGCCUGGAAAACAGAGGAGAGCAGCUGACAGGGACAGGACAGUGAUGGACACUUCCCGUGAGCCUUCGGAGGCAGCUGGCAGCAUUGCUGGAGUCUACGUAGAGGCUUCCAAGAAGGUCAUGAGCUUUUAUGAUGCCACCAGAGAGCAUCUCCUGAGUUUGGAUUGUGCUCUGUGGCUCCUGGAGGCCCAGGCAGCCACGGGUGGCAUUGCUGACCCGCUGAGGAGGAGCCACGAAUCGGUGGCAGAGGCUGUGCAGCGGGGGCUGGUGGGGCUGGAGCUGAGGGAGAGGCUCCUCUCUGCAGAGAAAGCUGCUACUGGCUUCCUGGACCCCUACACAGAGGAGAAAAUCCCCCUCUUCCAGGCUAUCCAGAAGGAGCUGGUGGGGAGGGAGCAGGGGGCCCGGCUGCUGGAGGCGCAGCUGGCAACCGGAGGUGUCCUGGACCCGGCCACGGGCGGCCGGCUGCCGGCAGACACCGCCUGCCAGAGGGGGUACCUGGGCGAGGAGAUGAGGCAGCUCCUCUCCGACCCCAGCAAUGAGGACAGCAAAGGGUUCCUCGACCCCAGUACGAUGGGUAAGGUCACGUACAUGGAGCUGAUGAAGAAGUGUGUUGUUGAUCCGGCCUCAGGCUUUCUCCUCCUGCCCCUGCAAGUCACCUUUGCAGGGCUGGGGGGGAGGGUGAGCAGCAGGGACCUGCUGGACUCUGGCAUCAUCAGCCCUGACCUGUUCAGAGGUCUCGAGGAGGGAAGAGUUUCUGCCCAGGAGGUGGCAGAGAAUGACUCCAUUCAGCAGUUCCUGCGUGGGACGAGGAGUGUGGCUGGUGUUGUCCUGCCUCCCAGUGAGAGGAAGAGCCUUUACCAGGCCCUGAGAGAGCAUCUCCUCAUGCCUGGUGCUGCUCUGAUGCUCCUGCAGGUCCAGGCCUCCACCGGCAGCCUGACUGACCCCAUAAAGAACAAAAGCUACUCAGUUGAUGAGGCUGUCAGGGUUGGUCUCAUUGGCCCAGAGCUUCAUGAGAAGUUGUCUUCAGCUGAGAGGACCAUCACUGGCUACCGGGACCCCUGCACUGGAGAAAUGCUCUCUCUGUUCCAAGCCAUCAGGAAAGGCUUCAUCCCCAGGGAUCAUGGCAUUUGCCUUCUGGAGGCACAGAUGGCCACGGGGGGGAUCAUUGCUCCUGGCAGGCACCUCCGUGUCCCCACAGAGACAGCUUGCAAGUGGGGGUACCUGGAUGAGGCCACAAAACAGCUUCUCUCCAGUCCUACUGAAGACAUGAAAGGGUUCUUGGACCCCACCUCCAAGGAGAAGCUGAUCUACGCAGACCUGCUCAAGUGCUGUGUCACUGACCCCAUCACAGGGCUCCUCCUGCUGCCACUUGGUGGAGGCAGCAGAGAAGGAUCCCUCUUCUUUGACCACAGGACCCAAACAGCUCUGGAAAACACAGAGGUGCCCAUCUCUGUGGGGAAAUUCAAGGGGAAGUCGGUGUCUCUCUGGAAGCUCCUCUUCUCAGACUACAUCCAGGGUGAGCAGAGAGCUGCUCUGGCCCAGCAGUACCUUUCAGGAACCCUCUCUAUGCAGGAACUGGGUGAAGCAGUCAGGGCCACCGUUGAGGAGAUGGCUUCCACUGCUAACCUCACCUUUGAAGGACUGAGGGACCGCGUGACAGCCAACCAGCUCCUGAGCUCUGAAAUCAUCAACAAAGAUUUGUUUAAGAAACUGAAGGAGGGAGAAACAUCAGCCAAGGAAGUUGUCAGUAUGGACACGGUCAAGAAGUACCUGCAAGGGACAGGUAGCAUUGGUGGGCUCCUGCUUCCUGACUCCCAGGAGAAGAUCAGCAUCUACCAGGCAAAGCGGAAAGGACUUUUGAGGCCAGGGACAUCCCUGAUUCUCCUGGAGGCACAGGCUGCGACCGGGUUUGUCAUUGACCCCACUGCCAACAAAAGGUAUUCCGUGGAUGAGGCUCUGAGAGCCAACGUCAUCGGCCCAGAUGUGUACGACAAGCUGCUGGCAGCGGAGAAAUCGGUCACCGGCUACAGGGACCCCUACUCAGGAGACAAGAUCUCCCUCUUCCAGGCCAUGAAGAGGGAGCUGAUUGUCAAGGAGCACGGCAUCCGCCUGCUGGAGGCCCAGAUCGCCACGGGCGGCAUCAUCGACCCCGUGCACAGCCACCGCAUCCCUGUGGAGGUGGCCUACAAGAGGGGCUACUUCGACAAGAAGAUGAACUUGAUCCUUUCUGACCCCAGCGACGACACCAAGGGCUUCUUCGACCCCAACACCCAUGAGAACCUCACCUACCUGCAGCUGAAGGAGAAGUGCAUCACAGAGCCAACCACUGGGCUCUGCCUGCUUCCUCUGAACAGCAGGAAGCGCCAGUUCAUCGAUGACACCACCAGACGGGUCUUCAGCAGCUCCUGGAUGCCUGUCAGGUUCGGGAGGUUCCGGGGAGAGAAGGUCUCUGUGUGGGACCUGCUGAACUCUGAGUACUUCAGCGAGGGCAGGCGCCGGGAGAUCUUCAACCACUACCAGCUGAAGAAGCUCACCCUGGAGCAAAUCCGGGUCAUGUUAGAGGAGGAAAUGAAAAAAUGGGCGCCCAUCAAGUUCCUGGCCAUGAGAGGCAGCGUCAGUGCUUACCACCUGAUGGAGACAGGGGUCAUUGACAAGGCCCUGUUCGAGAAGGUGUUGGAGGGAUCCGUCACACCAGAGGAGGUCCUGCACAUGGACUCUGUCAGGAAAUACCUCUAUGGCUCCGGCAGCAUUGGAGGGGUUGUGCUGCAGCCCUCAAACCAGAGGAUAAGCAUUUACGAGGCCAUGAAGAAAAACAUCAUGGUACCGGGGGUAGCCCUCCCACUGCUGGAGGCCCAGGCUGCCACAGGCUUCAUCAUCGACCCUGUGAACAACCAGAAGCUCUGUGUGGAUGAUGCCAUCAAGGAGGGAGUCAUUGGGCCAGAAGUCCAUGAGAAGCUGCAGCAUGCAGAAGGGGCUGCAACAGGCUACAAAGACCCUUUCACAGGCAAGAAGAUCCCCCUCUUCCAGGCCAUGAAGAAGGGCUUGAUUGCUGACAAACAGGCCAUGCAGCUGAUGGAGGUGCAGAUGGCUACAGGAGGCAUCAUCGACCCAACGUGUGGCCACUAUAUCCCCAUAGAAUCUGCUCAGAAGCGUGGGUGCCUGGAUGAGGACACCAGCAAGGCUCUCUCUGAACCCAGUGACAGCACCAGGGCCUUCAGCGUCCCAGACAGCAAGGAGACCAUGACCUAUGCUGAGCUAAUCCAGCGCUGCCAGAAGGACGAGGUCUCCGGUUUCCACUUACUGCCUCUGCCACAGGCAGCUGCUGCUGCCUACACUGAUGAGGAAAUCCAACGGAUUUUUAAGGAAACUGUGGUGAAGGAAAAAGGGGUAUCCCUCUGGGAACUGAUCCACUCCGGGUACUUCACCGAGGAGCAGAGGAACGACUUCAUGGAGAGGUUCCGCUCUGAGGAGAUGUCGCUGCAGCAGCUGGUGACCCUGGUGCUGCGGCUGGUGGGGGAGAUGGAGCUGAAGGCUCGGACCCACAUCACCCUGCAGGGCCUGCGGGGCAGCGUCCCUGCUGUCUGGCUGCUGGACACUGGCAUAAUUUCUGAGGAGACGUUUGAGGAACUGGCUCAGGGUGUAAGAACUCCCGAGGAAGUGGCUGGGAUGGAGAGCGUGAGGAGGUACCUGCAGGGCACGGGGAGCAUUGCUGGCGUGUUCAUAGAGGCAUCCAAAGAGAAGAUGAGCUUUUACGAUGCCAUGAAAAACAAUCUCCUCCUGCCCGGGGCUGCCCUGAGGCUGCUGGAAGCUCAGGCAGCCACGGGAUACCUGACUGACCCCACCACCAACCAGAGGCUCAGUGUGAGGGAUGCUGUGAAAGCUGGUGUUGUUGGUGAAGAGCUCACUGAGAAACUCCUUCUGGCUGAGAGGGCAGUGACUGGCUACACAGACCCCUACACAGGGAGCUCCAUCUCACUAUGCCAGGCCCUCCGGAAAGAGCUGAUUCCCUUGGGAGAUGCUCUUCCCUUGCUAGAGGCCCAGCUGGCCACAGGAGGGAUUAUUGAUCCCAUCCACCACCACUACCUCCCACUCCAGGCUGCCUACAGAUACGGCUUCUACGAUGAGGGCCUGAACCAAACCCUCUCGCAGCUAAAUGACAGCACCAAGGCCUUUUUUGACCCAAACACGAAGGAGAACAUGACCUACCAGCAGCUGAAGGACAGGUGUGUUCAUGAGGCCGAGACAGGGCUCUGGCUCCUUCCCCUGUCAGAAGACGCCAUGUUCUGUGUGGAUGAGCAGACCAUGGAGGUGCUGAGAUCUGUGACCGUUUGUGUCAACAUAGGGCGGUUCAAAGGCCAGACAGUAUCGGUCUGGGACCUUCUCAACUCUGAAUACCUCUCAGACAGCAAGAGAAGAGAGCUAGUGCAGAAGUACAAAGAGGAGAAGGCCAAAGUGCUACAAGAAAUCAUAACAAUUGUCACCACGAUCAUCAAAGAGACCGAGACGCGAGGCAAGAAGUUUGCGUUCAAGGGCCUGCGGAAAAGAGUCUCUGCCAGCGACCUCUUCCAGUCUCAGCUGAUAGACAAAAAGACCCUCGAUGAGCUCAGCCAGGGGAAGAAAACUGUCAAAGAGGUCACAGAAAUGGACUCUGUCCGCAGGUACCUAGAGGGCACCAAUUUCAUAGCAGGGGUCCUUAUACAGCCCAGCAACGAGAAGAUGAGCAUCUACCAGGCCAUGUGGAAGGGUAUCCUGAGGCCAGGGACAGCCCUGGUGCUGCUGGAGGCACAGGCUGCCACUGGCUACAUCAUUGACCCGGAGAAGAACAAGAAGUUUUCAGUGGAGGAAGCAUUAGCUGUGGGUCUAAUUGGAGGGGAGAUCUUUGAAAAGCUUCUCUGUGCAGAGAAAGCCGUGACGGGCUACACCGACCCCUACACCAAGGCCCCCAUGUCCCUGUUUGAAGCUAUGAACCAAGGGCUGAUUGUGAGGAGCCACGGCAUCCGCCUGCUGGAGGCCCAGAUCGCCACGGGCGGCAUCAUCGACCCCGUGCACAGCCACCGUGUCCCCGUGGAGGUGGCCUACCAGAGGGGCUACUUUGACCAGGAGAUGAACCAGAUCCUGUCCGACCCCAGCGACGACACCAAGGGCUUCUUUGACCCCAACACCCAUGAGAACCUCACCUACAUGCAGCUCCUGGAGAGGUGUGUCCAAGAUCCAGAGACUGGGUUGUACAUGCUACAAGUUGUGCAGGAAGGAGGAAAAUAUUUCUACAUUGACGAGCUUACAAAACAGGCUUUGAGGGCGAAGCUCCUUGAAGUGCAAGUUGGAAAGUUUAAGGGCCAAACAGUUUCCAUCUGGGACAUUCUCUGCUCCCAUUACAUCUCCCAGCAGAAACGGAAAGAACUAGUGAUCCAGUACAAAUGCAAAACCCUCCCAAUGGAAGACCUCAUAGCCCUCAUCCUGAAAAUAAUUGAGGACACGGAGCAAAGAGCAGCAACCCUCAAGGUUAAAGGGCUGCGGGGGGAGGUGUCAGUGUCAGAGUUGUUCAACUCUGAGAUCAUCGACAAGAAAACCCUGGACCAGCUGCAGGAUGGGAGACUCACCCUGGCCAGCCUCACAACGAGGGACACCAUCAGAAGCUACCUGGAUGGCACUGGAUGCAUUGCUGGGGUCCUGCUUCCAUCAAGGAAAGAGAAGAUGAGCAUCUCCCAGGCCCUGGAGAGGGGCCUCCUCACCGAGCAGUGUGCACUGGGGCUGCUGGAGGCACAGGCUGCCACUGGCUUCAUCAUUGACCCCCUGAAGAAUGAGAAGCUCUCUGUUGAUGAGGCCAUCUCCACCGGGCUGGUGGGAAGCCACUUGCACCAGAAGCUCCUGUGGGCAGAGAAAGCUGUGACAGGAUACACAGAUCCUCAGACUGGAAAUAAAAUAUCCCUCUUCCAGGCCAUAAAGCAGAAGAUAACAGUCAGGGAGCACGGGAUCUGCCUGCUGGAGGCUCAGCUCGCCACGGGUGGCAUCAUCGACCCCGUGCACAGCCACCGCCUGCCUGUGGAGGUGGCCUACAAGAGGGGCUACUUGGAUGAUGACAUGUUUCUCCUGCUUUCUGACCCAGACCAUGGCAGCAAAGGCUUUAUAGAUCCAAACACUCAUGAGAAAAUCAGUUACAGUCAGCUCCUGGAGAGAUGCUCCAAGGACAGAGACACGGGACUGUACCUGCUGCAGGUCAUGGAAAAAGACAAGGACUAUUUCUACAUCGAUGAGCAAACCAAAAAUACCCUUUUAUGUACAAAGGUCCAAGUGCCUGUUGGGAAAUACAAGGGACAGGUGUUAUCACUUUGGGAACUCCUGUGUUCAGAGUACAUCACAGAAGAGAAAAGAAAAGAACUGGUGAAAAAAUAUAAAAACAAAUCUCACCACAUUAUACAAGGAAUCAGUGAGACAAUACUAAAUAUCAUCAAAGAAAAGGAGGAGGACAGAAGUGAUGUCUGGUUCCGAGGACUCAGACAACAAAUUACAGCAUCAGAACUUCUGAGUGCACAGAUCAUUACAGAAGAAACAAUGGAAAAACUCCAUGAAGGGACAGAGACGGCGCAAGAUAUCGCUCAGCUGGAGAGUGUGAGAAGGUACCUGGAAGGAACUGGCUGCAUAGCUGGCGUGCUGGUGCCCUCCAAGGCCAACCCCGCCAAGCUGGAGAAGAUGAGCAUCUACCAGGCCAUGUGGAAGGGCGUGCUGAGACCAGGGACAGCCCUGGUGCUGCUGGAGGCGCAGGCGGCCACCGGCUUCCUGGUCGACCCGCUCACCAACCAGAAGCUGUCGGUGGAUGAGGCUGUUGCAUCAGGGCUGGUGGGCAGUGAGCUCCAUAAAAAACUUCUUUCUGCAGAGAGGGCGGUGACAGGAUAUAACCACCCCUGCACGGGACAAAAGAUGUCCCUCUUCCAGGCCAUGAAGAAGGAGCUGAUUGUCAAGGAGCACGGCAUCCGCCUGCUGGAGGCCCAGAUCGCCACGGGCGGCAUCAUCGACCCCGUGCACAGCCACCGCCUGCCCGUGGAGGUGGCCUACCAGAGGGGCUACUUCGACCAGGAGAUGAGCCGCGUCCUGUCCGACCCCAGCGACGACACCAAGGGCUUCUUCGACCCCAACACCCACGAGAACCUCACCUACAUGCAGCUCCUGCGCCGCUGCGUGCCCGACCCGGACACGGGGCUGCUCAUGCUCCAGCUGAUGGACAAGGGCUCCGCCAUCUACCAGCUGCCCGAGGAGGCCCGCAAAGCCCUGCAGGCCGCCCGCACCACCCUCAGCGUGGGGCUCUUCCAGGGCCAGAGCGUCACCCUCUGGGAGCUCCUCUUCUCCCGCUACGUCCCCGACCAGCGGCGCCAGGAGCUCCUGCGCCAGUACAAGGCGGGGACGCUCAGCAUCUCCCAGAUGAGCAGCCUCCUCACCGCCAUCGUCACCGGGGAUGAGGGCCACCAGCCGCGGCAGCGCGAGGCCCCGGCGCCGGCCCAGAACGGCGAGGCCGCGGGCUCCCGGCGGGAGCGGGAGCGGGAGCGGGAGCUGGAGCAGGCCCUCAAGUCCCGCACUGUCGAGGUCCCGGCGGGCAGCUUCCCCGGCCGAGAGGUCUCCCUGUGGGAGCUCCUCUUCUCCACGUACGUCUGCGAGCAGAAGAGGCAGGAGCUGCUGGGGCAGGUGCGGGCCGGCAGCCUGGCGCUGGAGGAGCUGGCCGGGCUCCUGCGCCUCCUGGUGCAGGAGGCGGUGGAGCGGAGCAGCAAGGUGAAGUUCACGGGCCUCAGGAGGCAGGUGACCGCCUCGGACCUGGCCGACUCGGGCAUCAUCGACAAGGAGACGCUGGCCCAGCUGGUGCAGGGCUCCAAGACGGUGCAGGAGGUGACGCAAAUGGCCUCCGUCAAGCGCUACCUGGACGGCACGGGCUGCAUCGCCGGCGUGCUGGUGCCCUCCAAGGGCGACCCCGCCAAGCUGGAGAAGAUGAGCAUCUACCAGGCCAUGUGGAAGGGCGUGCUGAGGCAGGGCACGGGGCUGGUGCUGCUGGAGGCGCAGGCGGCCACCGGCUUCCUGGUCGACCCGCUCACCAACCAGAAGCUGUCGGUGGACCAGGCCGUCUCCAGCGGGCUGGUGGGCAGCGAGCUGCAGGAGAAGCUGCUGUCGGCCGAGCGGGCCGUGACGGGCUACACUGACCCCUACACGGGCCAGCAGAUCUCCCUCUUCCAGGCCAUGAAGAAGGAGCUGAUUGUCAAGGAGCACGGCAUCCGCCUGCUGGAGGCCCAGAUCGCCACGGGCGGCAUCAUCGACCCCGUGCACAGCCACCGCCUGCCCGUGGAGGUGGCCUACCAGAGGGGCUACUUCGACCAGGAGAUGAGCCGCGUCCUGUCCGACCCCAGCGACGACACCAAGGGCUUCUUCGACCCCAACACCCACGAGAACCUCACCUACAUGCAGCUCCUGCGCCGCUGCGUGCCCGACCCGGACACGGGGCUGCUCAUGCUCCAGCUGAUGGACAAGGGCUCCGCCAUCUACCAGCUGCCCGAGGAGGCCCGCAAAGCCCUGCAGGCCGCCCGCACCACCCUCAGCGUGGGGCUCUUCCAGGGCCAGAGCGUCACCCUCUGGGAGCUCCUCUUCUCCCGCUACGUCCCCGACCAGCGGCGCCAGGAGCUCCUGCGCCAGUACAAGGCGGGGACGCUCAGCGUCUCCCAGAUGAGCAGCCUCCUCACCGCCAUCGUCACCGGGGAUGAGGGCCACCAGCCGCGGCAGCGCGAGGCCCCGGCGCCGGCCCAGAACGGCGAGGCCGCGGGCUCCCGGCGGGAGCGGGAGCGGGAGCUGGAGCUGGAGCAGGCCCUCAAGUCCCGCACUGUCGAGGUCCCGGCGGGCAGCUUCCCCGGCCGAGAGGUCUCCCUGUGGGAGCUCCUCUUCUCCACGUACGUCUGCGAGCAGAAGAGGCAGGAGCUGCUGGGGCAGGUGCGGGCCGGCAGCCUGGCGCUGGAGGAGCUGGCCGGGCUCCUGCGCCUCCUGGUGCAGGAGGCGGUGGAGCGGAGCAGCAAGGUGAAGUUCACGGGCCUCAGGAGGCAGGUGACCGCCUCGGACCUGGCCGACUCGGGCAUCAUCGACAAGGAGACGCUGGCCCAGCUGGUGCAGGGCUCCAAGACGGUGCAGGAGGUGACGCAAAUGGCCUCCGUCAAGCGCUACCUGGACGGCACGGGCUGCAUCGCCGGCGUGCUGGUGCCCUCCAAGGGCGACCCCGCCAAGCUGGAGAAGAUGAGCAUCUACCAGGCCAUGUGGAAGGGCGUGCUGAGGCAGGGCACGGGGCUGGUGCUGCUGGAGGCGCAGGCGGCCACCGGCUUCCUGGUCGACCCGCUCACCAACCAGAAGCUGUCGGUGGACCAGGCCGUCUCCAGCGGGCUGGUGGGCAGCGAGCUGCAGGAGAAGCUGCUGUCGGCCGAGCGGGCCGUGACGGGCUACACUGACCCCUACACGGGCCAGCAGAUCUCCCUCUUCCAGGCCAUGAAGAAGGAGCUGAUUGUCAAGGAGCACGGCAUCCGCCUGCUGGAGGCGCAGAUCGCCACGGGCGGCAUCAUCGACCCCGUGCACAGCCACCGCCUGCCCGUGGAGGUGGCCUACCAGAGGGGCUACUUCGACCAGGAGAUGAGCCGCGUCCUGUCCGACCCCAGCGACGACACCAAGGGCUUCUUCGACCCCAACACCCACGAGAACCUCACCUACAUGCAGCUCCUGCGCCGCUGCGUGCCCGACCCGGACACGGGGCUGCUCAUGCUCCAGCUGAUGGACAAGGGCUCCGCCAUCUACCAGCUGCCCGAGGAGGCCCGCAAAGCCCUGCAGGCCGCCCGCACCACCCUCAGCGUGGGGCUCUUCCAGGGCCAGAGCGUCACCCUCUGGGAGCUCCUCUUCUCCCGCUACGUCCCCGACCAGCGGCGCCAGGAGCUCCUGCGCCAGUACAAGGCGGGGACGCUCAGCAUCUCCCAGAUGAGCAGCCUCCUCACCGCCAUCGUCACCGGGGAUGAGGGCCACCAGCCGCGGCAGCGCGAGGCCCCGGCGCCGGCCCAGAACGGCGAGGCCGCGGGCUCCCGGCGGGAGCGGGGGCGGGAGCGGGAGCGGGAGCGGGAGCUGGAGCAGGCCCUCAAGUCCCGCACUGUCGAGGUCCCGGCGGGCAGCUUCCCCGGCCGAGAGGUCUCCCUGUGGGAGCUCCUCUUCUCCACGUACGUCUGCGAGCAGAAGAGGCAGGAGCUGCUGGGGCAGGUGCGGGCCGGCAGCCUGGCGCUGGAGGAGCUGGCCGGGCUCCUGCGCCUCCUGGUGCAGGAGGCGGUGGAGCGGAGCAGCAAGGUGAAGUUCACGGGCCUCAGGAGGCAGGUGACCGCCUCGGACCUGGCCGACUCGGGCAUCAUCGACAAGGAGACGCUGGCCCAGCUGGUGCAGGGCUCCAAGACGGUGCAGGAGGUGACGCAAAUGGCCUCCGUCAAGCGCUACCUGGACGGCACGGGCUGCAUCGCCGGCGUGCUGGUGCCCUCCAAGGGCGACCCCGCCAAGCUGGAGAAGAUGAGCAUCUACCAGGCCAUGUGGAAGGGCGUGCUGAGGCAGGGCACGGGGCUGGUGCUGCUGGAGGCGCAGGCGGCCACCGGCUUCCUGGUCGACCCGCUCACCAACCAGAAGCUGUCGGUGGACCAGGCCGUCUCCAGCGGGCUGGUGGGCAGCGAGCUGCAGGAGAAGCUGCUGUCGGCCGAGCGGGCCGUGACGGGCUACACUGACCCCUACACGGGCCAGCAGAUCUCCCUCUUCCAGGCCAUGAAGAAGGAGCUGAUUGUCAAGGAGCACGGCAUCCGCCUGCUGGAGGCCCAGAUCGCCACGGGCGGCAUCAUCGACCCCGUGCACAGCCACCGCCUGCCCGUGGAGGUGGCCUACCAGAGGGGCUACUUCGACCAGGAGAUGAGCCGCGUCCUGUCCGACCCCAGCGACGACACCAAGGGCUUCUUCGACCCCAACACCCACGAGAACCUCACCUACAUGCAGCUCCUGCGCCGCUGCGUGCCCGACCCGGACACGGGGCUGCUCAUGCUCCAGCUGAUGGACAAGGGCUCCGCCAUCUACCAGCUGCCCGAGGAGGCCCGCAAAGCCCUGCAGGCCGCCCGCACCACCCUCAGCGUGGGGCUCUUCCAGGGCCAGAGCGUCACCCUCUGGGAGCUCCUCUUCUCCCGCUACGUCCCCGACCAGCGGCGCCAGGAGCUCCUGCGCCAGUACAAGGCGGGGACGCUCAGCGUCUCCCAGAUGAGCAGCCUCCUCACCGCCAUCGUCACCGGGGAUGAGGGCCACCAGCCGCGGCAGCGCGAGGCCCCGGCGCCGGCCCAGAACGAGCGGGAGCGGGAGCGGGAGCAGGCCCUCAAGUCCCGCACUGUCGAGGUCCCGGCGGGCAGCUUCCCCGGCCGAGAGGUCUCCCUGUGGGAGCUCCUCUUCUCCACGUACGUCUGCGAGCAGAAGAGGCAGGAGCUGCUGGGGCAGGUGCGGGCCGGCAGCCUGGCGCUGGAGGAGCUGGCCGGGCUCCUGCGCCUCCUGGUGCAGGAGGCGGUGGAGCGGAGCAGCAAGGUGAAGUUCACGGGCCUCAGGAGGCAGGUGACCGCCUCGGACCUGGCCAACUCGGGCAUCAUCGACAAGGAGACGCUGGCCCAGCUGGUGCAGGGCUCCAAGACGGUGCAGGAGGUGACGCAAAUGGCCUCCGUCAAGCGCUACCUGGACGGCACGGGCUGCAUCGCCGGCGUGCUGGUGCCCUCCAAGGGCGACCCCGCCAAGCUGGAGAAGAUGAGCAUCUACCAGGCCAUGUGGAAGGGCGUGCUGAGGCAGGGCACGGGGCUGGUGCUGCUGGAGGCGCAGGCGGCCACCGGCUUCCUGGUCGACCCGCUCACCAACCAGAAGCUGUCGGUGGACCAGGCCGUCUCCAGCGGGCUGGUGGGCAGCGAGCUGCAGGAGAAGCUGCUGUCGGCCGAGCGGGCCGUGACGGGCUACACUGACCCCUACACGGGCCAGCAGAUCUCCCUCUUCCAGGCCAUGAAGAAGGAGCUGAUUGUCAAGGAGCACGGCAUCCGCCUGCUGGAGGCCCAGAUCGCCACGGGCGGCAUCAUCGACCCCGUGCACAGCCACCGCCUGCCCGUGGAGGUGGCCUACCAGAGGGGCUACUUCGACCAGGAGAUGAGCCGCGUCCUGUCCGACCCCAGCGACGACACCAAGGGCUUCUUCGACCCCAACACCCACGAGAACCUCACCUACAUGCAGCUCCUGCGCCGCUGCGUGCCCGACCCGGACACGGGGCUGCUCAUGCUCCAGCUGAUGGACAAGGGCUCCGCCAUCUACCAGCUGCCCGAGGAGGCCCGCAAAGCCCUGCAGGCCGCCCGCACCACCCUCAGCGUGGGGCUCUUCCAGGGCCAGAGCGUCACCCUCUGGGAGCUCCUCUUCUCCCGCUACGUCCCCGACCAGCGGCGCCAGGAGCUCCUGCGCCAGUACAAGGCGGGGACGCUCAGCGUCUCCCAGAUGAGCAGCCUCCUCACCGCCAUCGUCACCGGGGAUGAGGGCCACCAGCCGCGGCAGCGCGAGGCCCCGGCGCCGGCCCAGAACGGCGAGGCCGCGGGCUCCCGGCGGGAGCGGGAGCGGGAGCGGGAGCUGGAGCUGGAGCAGGCCCUCAAGUCCCGCACUGUCGAGGUCCCGGCGGGCAGCUUCCCCGGCCGAGAGGUCUCCCUGUGGGAGCUCCUCUUCUCCACGUACGUCUGCGAGCAGAAGAGGCAGGAGCUGCUGGGGCAGGUGCGGGCCGGCAGCCUGGCGCUGGAGGAGCUGGCCGGGCUCCUGCGCCUCCUGGUGCAGGAGGCGGUGGAGCGGAGCAGCAAGGUGAAGUUCACGGGCCUCAGGAGGCAGGUGACCGCCUCGGACCUGGCCGACUCGGGCAUCAUCGACAAGGAGACGCUAGCCCAGCUGGUGCAGGGCUCCAAGACGGUGCAGGAGGUGACGCAAAUGGCCUCCGUCAAGCGCUACCUGGACGGCACGGGCUGCAUCGCCGGCGUGCUGGUGCCCUCCAAGGGCGACCCCGCCAAGCUGGAGAAGAUGAGCAUCUACCAGGCCAUGUGGAAGGGCGUGCUGAGGCAGGGCACGGGGCUGGUGCUGCUGGAGGCGCAGGCGGCCACCGGCUUCCUGGUCGACCCGCUCACCAACCAGAAGCUGUCGGUGGACCAGGCCGUCUCCAGCGGGCUGGUGGGCAGCGAGCUGCAGGAGAAGCUGCUGUCGGCCGAGCGGGCCGUGACGGGCUACACUGACCCCUACACGGGCCAGCAGAUCUCCCUCUUCCAGGCCAUGAAGAAGGAGCUGAUUGUCAAGGAGCACGGCAUCCGCCUGCUGGAGGCCCAGAUCGCCACGGGCGGCAUCAUCGACCCCGUGCACAGCCACCGCCUGCCCGUGGAGGUGGCCUACCAGAGGGGCUACUUCGACCAGGAGAUGAGCCGCGUCCUGUCCGACCCCAGCGACGACACCAAGGGCUUCUUCGACCCCAACACCCACGAGAACCUCACCUACAUGCAGCUCCUGCGCCGCUGCGUGCCCGACCCGGACACGGGACUUUACUUCCUCAAACUGGGAGGCAGCAGGAGGAGGAAGGAGAAGAGGAGGAGGACCAGAGGCUGCGGGGAGCCAGCUGUGCUGGAGACGUGUCCAGCAGAAGAACACGGUGCCCCACAGCAGCAGGACUGUUCCCCAGAGACCAUGGAGAUGAGUGGACCCCCUCAGAACAAGUCAAGCAACACAGGAAGCAACCUGAGUGCAGGUGGACACAAGGAGAUGGGUGGGAGUAACUUCAUAGCUGGAGUCUUCAUCCAGGCCAUGAACAAGAAGAUGAGCAUCUAUGAUGCCAUGAUGAGGGGGCUGCUGACACCAGGUACAGCCCUGGUGCUGCUGGAGGCCCAGGCUGCCUCCGGGUUCCUCACCGACCCCGCGAGGAACCAGAAGCUGUCGGUGACAGAGGCACUGGCUGCGGGACUCAUCGGAAGAGAUUUUUAUGACAAGCUGCUGUCGGCAGAAGGAGCCGUGAGGGGCUACACUGAGCCCUACACCGGGCACAAGAUCUCCCUCUUCCAGGCCAUGAAGAAGGAGUUCAUUGUGAAGGAACAUGCCAUCCGCCUGCUGGAGGCGCAGAUCGCCACGGGCGGCAUCAUCGACCCCGUGCACAGCCACCGCCUGCCCGUGGAGGUGGCCUGCCAGAGGGGCUACUUCGACCAGGAGAUGUGCCAGUUUCUUUCUAACCCCAAGAACCAAACGAGAAGCUGCUUCGACCCCAACACCCACGAGAACCUCACCUACCUGCAGCUGCUGCGCCGCUGCGUGCCCGACCCGGACACGGGGCUGCUCAUGCUGCACGUGCUGGACCAGGGCUCGGUGCUUCACCAGCUCAACAAGGAGGCCCGCAAAGCCCUGCAGGCCGCCCGCACCACCCUCAGCGUGGGGCUCUUCCAGGGCCAGAGCGUCACCAUCUGGGAGCUCCUCUUCUCCCGCUACGUCCCCCACCACCAGAGAGAGGAGCUGCUGCGGAGGUACAAGGCGGGGACGGUGGCCAUACCAGAGAUGAUCACCAUCCUCACCACCAUCAUCACUGGGGCAGAGAUGGAGCACGGGGACCCGGGCUCACCCACAGCUACACCCAACAGUGAGGUGGAAGCACCUCAAGCUGUUCAGGUUAUGCACGCCCAGGAGCAACAGUUGAGGAAGUCCUUAAAGUCUGCAACCAUCCAUGUCACCGCUGGCGAGUUCCAAGGGCAAAACAUUUCCUUGUUGGAUCUGCUCUUCUCCAGGCACAUCCCUCAGGGGAGGCGGCAGGAGCUGCUGGAGCUGUACAGAGCAGGGAUACUGACCACAGAAGAGGUGGCUGCUGUGGUCACCACCGUCAUCAACAGAGCAGGCGUGGCAAGUGCCACCCUCACGGCCAAUGCCAGAGGUCCGCACAAGGUGGUGACAGGGGCAGAGGAAGCUGAAGAUGAAUUUUCAACACAAGAUGCACAACUAGAUAACAUCUUGAAAUCCACCACCACGGAGGUGCCAGCUGGUGAGUUCCAGGGGAGACAGGUCUCUGUGUGGGACCUGCUCUUCUCCAGCUACAUCCCUGAGGAGAAAAGACAGGAGCUCCUGGACAUGUUCCAUGAAAGGUUAUUAACUCUGGAGCAGAUGACAACAGUUGUCACCACUCUCGUUAAGAAAAAGGAAUCUACAGGCAGGAAACUCCUAAUUACAGUCAAGGCUUCCAACAAGGACACAGUGUCAGCAGCAGGAGAGAAGGAUGAUGACUCCUCCAGAGAAGAAACUUGGGAAACAGCCCUGAAAAACACAACCAUUGAGAUGGAUGUUGGAAAGUUCCGGGGCCACAAGGUCUCUGUCUGGGACCUGCUCCACUCCAAGUACAUCCCCAAGGAGACCAGAAAGGAGCUGCUGGAGCUGUACCAGGCAGGAGAGCUGACCCUGGAGCAGGUGAAGACCGUGGUCAGCACCAUUGUCACCAAGGCAGAAGCAGCAAAGGACAAGCAGUUGGCAGAUGAAAGCCCAAGAGCCGAGGUGACAGUUCCCAAAGCUGAGCACACCCACCCGCAGGACAGGAGCUGGGAGGAGACCCUGAGGUCCACCACUGUUGAGAUGCCUGUGGGUGAGUUCCAGGGGAGACAGGUCUCUGUGUGGGACCUGCUGUUCUCCAGCUCCAUCCCUGAGGAGAAGAGGCAGGAGCUCCUGGGGCUGUACCGUGCAGGGGCAGUGGCCUUGGAGCAGUUAGUAACUGUUGUCACCACUCUUAAGGAUGAUGACUCCUCCAGAGAAGAAACUUGGGAAACAGCCCUGAAAAACACAGCUGUUGAGAUGGAUGUUGGAAAGUUCCGGGGCCACAAGGUCUCUGUCUGGGACCUGCUCCACUCCAAGUACAUCCCCAAGGAGACCAGAAAGGAGCUGCUGGAGCUGUACCAGGCAGGAGAGCUGACCCUGGAGCAGGUGAAGACCGUGGUCAGCACCAUUGUCACCAAGGCAGAAGCAGCAAAGGACAAGCAGUUGGCAGAUGAAAGCCCAGGAGCCGAGGUGACAGUUCCCAAAGCUGAGCACACCCACCCGCAGGACAGGAGCUGGGAGGAGACCCUGAGGUCCACCACUGUUGAGAUGUCAGCUGGUGAGUUCCAGGGGAGACAGGUCUCUGUGUGGGACCUGCUGUUCUCCAGCUCCAUCCCUGAGGAGAAGAGGCAGGAGCUCCUGGAGCUGCACGGUGCAGGGGCACUAAGCACCCCGGAGCUGGCCAGCACCACCGGCAGCACGGCGAGAGCCCGCCCGGGCGGGCAGCGGGCAGCCCUGCCCCAGACGGUGGAUCUGCUGCGUUCCGAGGGCUCCUACAUCACCUUCGGGCCCUUCCAGGAGCGGCAGGUCUCGGUCUGGGAGCUCCUCUCCACCGAGCAGGUCUCCGAGUACAAGCGGGAGGCGCAGCUCGACUCCUACGGCGCGGGGGGGCUGAGGGUCAACAGGAUCACCAUCACCACCACCGUCACCACCGGCCCGCAGAGCCCCCACCGGGGUCUCUAG